Messenger RNA from Schizosaccharomyces osmophilus, 924 nucleotides. RefSeq names its product Clr6 histone deacetylase complex subunit Mug165 (gene mug165). The coding region runs from base 1 to 924 and encodes 307 amino acids. The transcript has a single exon. The record is from RefSeq and is a predicted model, not a curated record. NCBI's taxonomy places the organism in Eukaryota, Fungi, Ascomycota, Schizosaccharomycetes, Schizosaccharomycetales, Schizosaccharomycetaceae.
AUGUCGAUUCAAGAUUCAGGAUAUCAUUAUCCUGACACUCCACCCCUUCGAUUUUCUUCACAGGAGCUUUCUGACUCGACAAUAUCCGUCGCCUCAACCUCCAAAUCGCAAAUUCAAAAAGGACUGUACCAGACGCUGAUUGCCAAUUCUAAUCCUUCUUCUUCUAUUCAGAAUAAUGUAGCAGCUUUGUCCGCUUCUCGCGCACCAACUUAUCCCCGUCAUACAAAGCGAGCAAGGCGAACAAAAAGAUCAAAGGCAGAAGCACCAAGUAUAAAACGGGCACGAAUGCAUCGAAGCAAAACGACAAGCGAUUUAUCAUCCCUUGAAAACAAGGCAUUAGCCAUAAAGUCAAAACCCUCCAGCACUUUAUCGAAUUCACAGUCUUCAGAGAAUAUUCCAACUGCCUCUGAAUUAAAAUCCCGCAAAGCUACUCUUGAAUCUCGCUUCCAUCGCUUGUCAAAAGCUCUCGCUGAAUACUACUCUAGCCAAAUGGAAAAAGCAGAACAUGGUAUUCAUACAAAUAAACACCCUGUGAUUAAUCAGGAGCUUCAACUUUUCGCUGCCGAUUACGAUUAUCGGAUACGAAUCUCUACUAAUUCAGCAACCCUUAUUCAACGUCAGUUAGAGCAUUACCUUUCCUACAGGCUCCAAACAAUUUCAAAAAACUAUCAAAGGUAUGCUAUGCUUAUACGGCAACACUUAUUAUGCAAAACGAUGAAACGGUAUCAAAAUCUGUGUGGACGCCGUCUAUACGAUAACAUGACUCCAAUAUCCAACCCUUCUACGACCCAGCAAGAAUUUAAGCCAGCUCAACAAAUUUCCGAAUCUACCUUACCUCGCGUGGCCCCUAUAUUCUUACCUCAAAUCCCAAGUGUCCUUUCCGACCAACAAGCCCUAGAUGAUUUGGCUCUUUGCAAUGUCUAG